GUUUCACUACGACGCGUUUCCGGUGGAACUCUAAUGCUCGACCUUGUGCUUCCUCUUACCCAGUCGUAAUUUCAUCUUCUCCGUUUGUGAGGUGAAUUUUAUCUGGGUUUGGAUCCGGAUCAUGUCUUUACUGGAGCUGUUUUCAAGGUGUGUAAACCCCGUCGUCAGACACAGCUGUCGUCGUCUUCCGCAGCUGAACUGUGGUCGCUCGUCGCUGCACACGCACACACCUCAGCUCAACUCCAACAGGACGUCGGUGGUUCGCUGUGGACGCCAGAGCUAUGAGCGCCUGUUCCCAGUGACGCUGGUGCGCCCUGACGGAUCCGCCAUUCGAAUCCGAUAUAAAGAACCCAGACGCAUCCUCAUGAUGCCGGUUGAUUUAUCGACUCUGUCUGAGGAGGAGCGUCGAGAUCGACAGAAGAAGAGAGAAGUGAAGAAAACGACAGAAGAGAAAGUAGUUUAUUAUGAAGACGACUUCAAAGCAGACAAAUAUAGACGCUUCUGGAAGAAGGACUAGUCUUUAGUAUGUCAAACAUGUUCCUACAAAGAAACCGUGGGAACUGAACUGAAGACGUCUGUCCUUCUACAGUCUGGACUUCAGUUCAUGGACUUGUGUCUAAUGUGUUGAAAAUGUGCAGAUUGAUGCUGUUCACUGAAUAAAUACUUGUUCAUAGAUCUCA
This is a messenger RNA of Sphaeramia orbicularis (orbiculate cardinalfish), 680 nucleotides long. RefSeq names its product mitochondrial ribosomal protein L55 (gene mrpl55). Gene Ontology annotation, molecular function: structural constituent of ribosome. The transcript is spliced from 3 exons. The record is from RefSeq and is a predicted model, not a curated record. Lineage: Eukaryota; Metazoa; Chordata; Actinopteri; Kurtiformes; Apogonidae. Gene Ontology annotation, cellular component: mitochondrial large ribosomal subunit. Gene Ontology annotation, biological process: translation. Bases 122 to 517 code for a protein of 131 amino acids.